AUGAUAAAGAUUUAUGCCACUUUUCAUGAAAUUUUUUUGAAGGAAGAGAAAGGAGCUGAAAAAAACGCCAUUCUACCAUCUGAUUCACAGCAAGUACAAACACGUUCGAUUAAUACAUCACUGUUUGCGAAUAUGAAAAUUGUUAGCGAUGCCUCUUCGCAAAAGAAAAAUGAAAAAAUCGCUCAUCAAAAAGCAUCAAAUGGACGAAAUAAAAGUGUGCUAAGAGCGUUAACUUCACCCGGUUGUCGAUCUCCUGAAAUUUCAAAUACACUAAUUUGUAAAACAGCUCAAAAAUCAAAGUCAGAGAGUCACGUAUCCAGAGCUGAUAUGGUGACAGUUACAAUUAAAUCAACUGUAUCAUCUUUCAAACCACUAAAGUUAGUGAUGAAGAAAACAACAAGCAUACGCAUGCUAAAGAAUUAUUUACACUCACGAUUUAGUGGCGCUAAUAAGAUUAUUCUCAUUUAUGAUAACAAGGAAUUGAAGAAUGAAGGCGGCUCUCUGGCAUCAGUCGGUAUUACUUCGGGUAGUGUGUUGUGGUUAUUAGUAAAACCAGUUUCUGGUAAUAAUGAUCGUGAAGAGAUUGCAUCUUUAAUUCGAAUGUCUCAAUCAUUAGCUAAUCUACGAAAUUUAAUUCGUUCUUUGCCAUCCAUCGACAGUUCUGAACCAAGCUUAUCCGGAUCUGGUGAAUAUGCUGAAGUCGUACCCUGCGGAUACAGAGAAGCGGAGCAUGAACAAAUGCGAGAAAAAAUGAAAUUAUUGAUAAAGCGGAGAGAAAAGAGUCGACAGAAUAGCGCAAAAGAUUCGCCGGAAAAUUCACGGCUAAAAAUUCAAGAAAUGCCUGAAAAAGAAGUAACUACCGACUCAAUAUCACAAUCACCAUCAUCAUUCAAUAGUUCAUGCGCAUCAGUUUCUAGUACAUGCAAGACCUCUAUUGCUUUGUCACCAUCCAUUUCAACUCCAAAGGGUACUGCUGACAUCAUGAAACAGAAGGAAUUAGCGACGUAUUUCGAUCCACCGGAAACAAUCAAACAGCGAAAAUUCGAAGAGGAGGAAUUGUUUGAUGUUCCAUCAAAUGAGAGCGAAUUGCUUAAGAUAAAAGAUGAAAUAAAAAAUAAACGAUGUAGUUUUUGUCGAAUAAAGUUGAAAAUAGCUGAUAGAGAAAUAAAAUGCAUAUGUGGGCAUAUAUUUUGCAGUAAACAUCGCAACCCUCAGAUGCACAGAUGCAAUAUUGAUUUAAAAUCAAUCGAUCGAGUAUAUGUCAGAAUGGCGUUACCAAAAUUACUACAAGACAUUCCAAAAUCGAAGAUAUAG
Molecule: messenger RNA, 1314 nt
Organism: Cercopithifilaria johnstoni
Lineage: Eukaryota; Metazoa; Nematoda; Chromadorea; Rhabditida; Onchocercidae
Source: the annotation of a GenBank genome assembly